AUGACAACAUUUCGUUUAGCUACGCUUAAUGUUCAUUCUUUUGCUGAUCAUUUGGCAUAUAGAGAUAAUAUGAAUCGAUUAAUAAAUAUUUUAAAACCAUAUAAUUUUGAUUUGAUUGCUGUUCAAGAAACAUUAAAUGAUGAUAACUGGUCAAAAUUCUGUAAUCUUCUUGGUUUAAAUCAUUUUAUAUAUGGUCCAUGUGAAGAACAUAUAUUUGGUAAUGGUAUUGCAUCUCGUUAUCCAAUAAAAACUUAUUCAAAUCAACGAACAAGUUAUUCUUAUUUAGGUGGAAGAAGAUCUUUAUUAGAAUGUUGUUUAGAUAGUAAUCAUCCAUUUGUUAAAGAUCGAAUAUUUGCUGUUACACAUUUAGAUCAUUUAAAUGAACAUGAUCGAUUAAAACAAAUAAAAGAAUUUGAUCCAUGGAAUAAAAAUAUCGAUAUAUUUAUGGGUGAUAUGAAUUCAUUAACACAAGAUGAUUAUUCAAAUAAUUAUUUUGAAAAAAAUAUAUUUGAAUUACGAAAAAAAUCUGAUUGGGAAAAACCUUAUUUUGAUGUAACUCAAUUAAUAACAAAUCAAUGGUUAUAUAAAGAUGCUUUUAAACAAAUAAAUCCAAAUUUAAAAGAUAAACAACUAGCCACAUGUCGAUAUGGAACUCGUAUUGAUUAUAUUUAUUUACAUCCUCGUAUUUAUGAUUCAUGGAUUUUAAAAGAUUGUUCGAUUAUUGAUACUCAAAAUGCUACUGAUCAUAAUGCGGUUUUUGCAAUAUUCGAACAGAAACAAAACUUAUAA
Molecule: messenger RNA, 789 nt
Organism: Rotaria sordida
Lineage: Eukaryota; Metazoa; Rotifera; Eurotatoria; Philodinida; Philodinidae
Source: the annotation of a GenBank genome assembly